Plasmodium gonderi is the source of this 2193-nucleotide messenger RNA. RefSeq lists its product as hypothetical. The transcript is spliced from 3 exons. The record is from RefSeq and is a predicted model, not a curated record. Bases 1 to 2193 code for a protein of 730 amino acids. Lineage: Eukaryota; Apicomplexa; Aconoidasida; Haemosporida; Plasmodiidae.
AUGAGUUACAUAAUUAAGAACAAUGUAGAACGAGGAAUUUUGCAGUUUCAUUUACACCUUCUACUUCAUUCUGCUAUUCACUCCGUCCUUCAUUUUUUCUUCUACGUCGUCCCCCACUUUUUCCUACAUUUUCGCUACAAUUUGUCUUUUUACUUGCUUUUUUUUGCUUAUACUCAUGAGAUAACACAUUGCAAAAAUGUUAACCGGGUUGAACCACCCCAUGGAAUCAUUGCCCAGCAACCGAUAUUCAGUGUUAUAAGUAAUGACAUCAAAUUGAAAAAUAAAGUAGACUAUUCCAGAAGGGCUUUUUACCUUCAGGAUGGAGUAAAAGUGUAUGAACAAGUCACGAACAAAUGCAAGGUGUAUUUUUUGCCUCUUGUCUGGCCAAGCUCUGAAAAGGGGAAUCAUCAAGGGGAGCAAAUUCAAGGUGAUUUCAAUUCUGCCCAUACGGGUGAUCUCACUUCUGGCCAUACGGAUGAUCUCACUUCUGCCCACACUUCUGGCCACACUGCUGAAGAACCAAACACGGGGGGAAAAGAAACGCCGUUCGAAUACUUGCAAAAAAAUCUAGGAGAAAUAAAAAAAAAAAUUGAAAUGAUCGCGACGCACAUUAAGAAAUCAGAACUUGUUAUAGUACCAAUUAAUUAUCAUGAUAUUUUAAACAAACAUCUGCUGGAUAUUCCUCAAUUUAGCAACUUCCUGAACGCAUUAGAUUUGAUAUUUCUUGUAAAUCAAACCAGAGGUAAACACAACGUUAUUUUUUUCAUUUACAAUUUUUAUGAAAAUGACGACAACUUUCUAUGGCCAAGUAAAACAUGGAUAAGCGACCAUGGAAAAAAUGAAAAAUUGGAAAUUUCGAAAAUAGUAAAGUCAUUUUUACAGAAUCAUUGGAAGGAAAAUUAUCAGAAAUGUGUAAAUGAUAUGUUCAUUUUUGAAAAGGAAAAUUCUAUCGAUUUUGAAAUGUUACAUGAUAAAAUUGAGAGAAAAAAAAUAUACAAGUGGAAAAACAUUCCAAUUAGUAAAAAAUUUGAAAAGAAACAAGACAGUAAAUCGUCUACCACUAUCCCAGAAAUGAAGAAAAAUGACAGAAAUAGCAUCUCUAUUUUUUCGAAUUGCAAAGUGGAUACUUUAAAAAAUGCAACUAGCGAAAACUAUUUUGUAUAUAAUUUUUUUUCCAAUUUAAAAAUUAGCAUAUUGCAUGAAUAUUUAAAAUUGGCUAGUCAACUAAAAAUUGAUGAUUUUAGUCAGGAAACAGAUGCGACAAAAAUAAAUAGGAAAAUGAAUGAAACAAUAAAAGAUAUAGACAUACUAAUUAACAAAUUUAUGAGCUUUCAAUUAAAUAAAAAGAUAAUAAAAAGUGAAAAAAGCAUGGAACAGAUAAAAGGUGAAAAAAGCAUGGAACAGAAAAAAAGUGAAAAAAGCAUGGAACAGAUAAAAGGUGAAAAAAGCAUGGAACAGAAAAAAAGUGAAAAAAGCAUGGAACAGAAAAAAAGUGAAAAAAGCAUGGAACAGAGAAAAAGUGAAAAAGACUUUGAACAAAUAAAAAAUAAACAAUAUUCCUACCUAGUACACAUCAUCUUAACAGACAUGCUGGAAAAGUAUGAACACAAUCUAGAUUCACUUAUACGAUACUUAUACCAGAAAUACAAACAACAAAUAAAGAAAAUUAAAAUAUCAUCAAAUAUGAUAAAUGAAUUUAAAAAAGAAAUUCAUAAUAUUGAUCAGUUAUUCGAUCAGUACAAUUUAAGCAUAUCAUUUAUACCUUAUUUUAAAACCAAGGGACGAGAAUAUGAAUUCCAAGAAAAAGCAAAUUAUAUUUCCUACUACAUGAAAAUGAAACUAUUUCAAAUAUUAAACGAAACAACCAUUGAAAUUGUUAACUAUUAUAUAUCUCAAGGUUUAUAUAUCCAACAUUAUGAUUUCAAUUCCAUUUUUCUGUCACACAAAAAAUAUUCCAUCUUUUCUUAUCUUCUACAUCGUCUUGCUGAGCUCCUUAAGAACAAAAUAAAUUUCACUUUUAAUUACCUCUCCCUCAAUGCUUUUGGAUUAUCCUCAUACAAGGAUGACAUUUCCAUAUCACCCAAGCGGGACCUCAUGAUUACAACAAGUGAAAUUGAUCAAGUGGAAAAAAUAAAUAUCCCCACAAGCCACUACUCAAAGAUUCUCUUAUCAAUGGACUCAUAUAAAAAGUAA